UAUACUUACAUGGCCGAAGAUCAAUAUUAUCGUGUUAGGAAAGUUGUCGUGUCAGAUGAAGAGCAUUGUAAAGAAGAACGCAAUGUGAUUAGUAAUCCGCCCAAAACUACGCGCGUACUUAUGGGUUCACUUGUCUCAUCUCCGGCCAUCCUAAAAAAUACGGAUGGAGAACCGGGAUGUUAUUUUUGUUUUCCUGACCUUUCUAUACGUACAGAAGGAAAGUAUACGCUAAAGUUUUCACUAAUGAAAUUAGGAACUGAAGACCGAUUAAUAAAUACUAGGACAGGAAUUAUUUCCACAGUGUUUUCAAACCCGUUUACCGUAUAUUCGGCCAAGAAAUUUCCUGGUAUGACUGAAUCUACUGAGCUUUCGAAAGUUUUUGCAAAACAAGGGUUAAAGAUCCCCAUUCGGAAUGACGUUCGACCAAAAAAG
This is a messenger RNA of Dentiscutata heterogama, 432 nucleotides long. NCBI's taxonomy places the organism in Eukaryota, Fungi, Glomeromycota, Glomeromycetes, Diversisporales, Gigasporaceae. The record is from the annotation of a GenBank genome assembly.